AUGUCCCAUUUGCUUUUUUCCAAGUUUUUCCUAUGUACACUAUUAUUAUGUGUAGUACUAAAUCUUUAUGAGAGUACCUCUUCCUCUGUAUGUUCCGACCAUAGAAUAAAUCAAGAUGUUUUGACAAACAAAUGUGGACAAACUUGGAAGGAACGUAUAUCGUCUCCUUCGCAGAAUAAAAACCUACCGUAUUCCACAGAAGUUGAACAACAGAACGGUGUUUUGCAAUACGGUAAUCAGAGGUAUGCCGACCCAAAAUACAUUUGUGAGCAAAAUUCUGUAAAAGGUACGCUGGCCCCUAAUGGAGAUGUUAACAGAGUUGUGUCGAAUGAAUUGGACAACGCUACCAAAUUACGGAAUAUAUACUCGUACAGUGGGAACAGUAUAGAAGAAGAUGUCAGAACAAAUAACGUCCAGGAAAAUAAACCACCACAACAACCAGAACAACCACAACAACGGUCAGCAUCAUCAUCGUCAACACCUCCAAAACAAGCAGUACGAUCACCACUACAGCUGCUACAACAACCACCACAGCUGCUACAACAACGAAAAAAACAAUCACAAAAACACGCAGCACAACGGUCAACAUCAACAGCAGCACCCCCUGUGGACACAUCAGAGGGAGGAGAAAAUCCAAUACCUUCCAUAUUAAAUGAACUAAAAGAAACAUUAUUAAUAAGACCACAAGUAAUUGAAACCAAGUUAAAAAACUUAGAACAAGCUCUGUUAGAUAAAAAAUUAAUAACAGAAUCCAAAUUAAAUGAAGUGAAAAAAGUCUUAUCAGAUAGUGAACUAAUAGGAAAAACAAAAAAAAAAAGGAAUGUUUGGAAAGUGUUGAAGGAAAAUUUUCUAAGCAAUCCAUCUAUAAGAGAAUUAAUGUUAAAGGAAUUAGAAGACAUUUUACUAGGAAAUGAAUUAAACACUGAAUACAUUUUAAAGAUAUUGAAUAAAAAUAAGUUUAGUAAUAGAUUAGCGUAUUUGCCUCUAUUAAAUAUAUUUGGAAGAUUUAUAAUAUCGAAAAAAUUAAUGGAAGAAUCAAAAUUAAAAGAAUUAAAAGGAGUUUUGUUAAAUGACAAACCUAUAACCGAAUCUCAAUUACAUGAAUUAAAAGUGUUGCUUGUGGAUAUAUUAUAUAAUAUUUCUAACACCAAUAAUAAUGUAAAAUCAGAGAAAACAGAUGAUCAUGAUGAUCACAAGGUUCGCGGGGUUCCUCGUGAAAUAGAUGCGUAUUAUUUUUCAGAACGUUUUGAUUCGACAAUCCAUGUGGAUGAGCGGUACCCGGACCACCACUUAUUGCAAAAUGUGCAUUCCUUCAAAAACCGUAACGAAUUUCCCAGAACAGAAUCGUUCAACGGAGAUCCUUUUGUUAGAAGGGCCAAUUUGAAAAGGAGAGAAAAUUUAUCUCUGGCGGAAGAUCGUUCGCGCAGGAACAUAAAGAAAGAUUCCAUCUAUAGAAAAAAUGUGUCGCAAAAAGCGGAUUUGAUAAGAAAAAAUGAACUUUUAAAAAAAAAAUUUCUGAGUCAAGCUGAUUUGGUACGGACAAGUAUAUUGAAAAGGGACAAUACUAUUUUUCUGCCCCAAUAUAACGACCCCAUAGAUGAUAAUCCAUCUAUAGACAGAAGGGAAAUAUUACAAAAAAAUGAGUUAAUAAAAAAAAUCCCCAUAAAAUUGGAAAUCACACCAAAAGACCAAUUACCAGAAAAGGAUGUAGCAGAAAAGGUACAUCUAAACGUCCCUUCAAAAGAUCCAUUACCAAAAAAGGAUGUGGCAGAAAAGGUACAUGUAAACAUUCCCCCAAAAGAUCCAUUACCAAAAAAGGAUGUAGCAGAAAAGGUACAUGUAAACAUACCUUUAAAAGACCCACUACCAAAAAAAGAUGUGGCAGAUAAAGGGGACAAAAACAAAAUAGAACAAAUCACAAAAAAAAAACAAUGGACUAUAGAAAUACAUAUGAGUGAAAAAAGGAAAAGUGAUGAAAUAAUAACGAAUAUAAAAAAAGAAAAAAAAACCACUACUAUAAGCACGCAUAUGUGUGAGAAAACUAAAAAAGGUGAACUCAUGGACGACAUCCUUGCUUCUAAAAAUGAAGAUGAAAGAAUAGAAAAAGAAAAAGUUGCAAGCAGGAAAAAGUUCAUUGUAGAUGUUCAUUUACAGAAAAAAGAGAAAAAAGGGAAACCAGUAAUAAAGAAAAAAAAAUGGAUGAUUAAAGCAAUCAUGAAAAAUAUUGUCCCAAAGAAGGAGCUGGAAGUAUUAGAAGAAUUACCUGGGUCCCGUGUAAUUGAUGUGAAUGUGCAAGAUCCUUUAUGUCCACAAACACAAGAGGCUAUUUUUGAAAGUAUUCUUGCGAAUCCUUUAAAGAAACCAAGUAAAAGAAAAAGAAGAAUUCGACUUUUACGAAAAUUGGCUAUUUAUGGAAUAGUGCCAACCCUUGCUAUAGGAGCUAUAAUAGGAUUUACAAUAGGAUAUAUCCAUGUAGCGCCCAUAGAUGUUUUUUUAGACUCUGCCGCUGUAGGUCUCAAAAGAACUGCUGAUUUGGUUGUAGAGGGAGCGCCUGAAGUUGUAGUUGAAUUUGGAAUGUGUGCGCUUGAGACAACGAAUUCAGCAUUGAGCACUUUUCUUGAGGGUGGCUCGUUAUUAGGUGCCUUAUUGUCUGUUGCAGAAUGCACAAAAAAUGCAGUAGCUGGUACCGUAUCUGUCGUUGCUAAUUCGGCAUUGGAGGGUGCUGCUGCAGCUGCUUCAUACGGUACAUUAUACGGUAUAUUGCAAAUAAUGUUCCCAUCAUUGAUAGCUGUUGGAAUUCUAGUCCUUAUUUAUAUUCUAUUUUUAUACCUAGAUGAAAGAAGCAAGAUGGAAUGGUUUCAUAGAUAUAGAAAAAAGUUUAUAAAAAAAUUGAAGAGAAAAUAUAAUGAAUUUACGAUGUCCAGGCAAAGAAGAACGAGAAGGUGGUAUAGGAAAUUUCUAUCUGGAAUGGAUAAAUAA
Messenger RNA from Plasmodium knowlesi strain H, 2979 nucleotides. RefSeq names its product Plasmodium exported protein, unknown function. The coding region runs from base 1 to 2979 and encodes 992 amino acids. The transcript is spliced from 2 exons. The record is from RefSeq and is a predicted model, not a curated record. Lineage: Eukaryota; Apicomplexa; Aconoidasida; Haemosporida; Plasmodiidae.